Molecule: messenger RNA, 552 nt
Organism: Endocarpon pusillum Z07020
Lineage: Eukaryota; Fungi; Ascomycota; Eurotiomycetes; Verrucariales; Verrucariaceae
Exons: 1
Coding region: 1-552 (183 amino acids)
Source: RefSeq, a predicted model, not a curated record
AUGGUAGGAAAAAGAUAUCACGUCGAUAAUCCACCAAAGACCUCUAUCCAAAACAAAGCGAGCACGUCCAAAAACAACUGCACCAAUCCCAAUAAGGGCCCAAAGUCCCUGAACGCCAACGCCAACGAAUUCACGCCUCAUACUGACCUGAAUCCAACCAGCGGGUCCAAAACAGAAGUGGUAGACUCGCUGUCACCACUUCAAAGAAGCGACACCAACCCCUACGACGAAUCCAGCUCCUCCUACCGACCUAGAUCCAGACCCAGCGGAUGCCAUGAUCUCGAGGAGGCGUUCCAAACCGCCACAACAGCCUACCAACAAGAUAUCAGGAGAACGAGCUCCUAUUUUCCGUCUGACGGGUACCAAGAAGAGGUAAGAAGACCACCAGAAGAGCCUGUCAAAGAGGAUUACUACUAUCCCGCUUGCCUCCCACUUCCCGCCCCUUGUCCGCGCAUGGAGAAGGCUUGGCAGACUGGGAAGAUAGCAGAGGCGAUCCGGGCCAGCUAUAGAGCCUCCUGUGAGGCGAAGGGAAAGAGUGCCGUUCGACAGUGA